Molecule: messenger RNA, 1326 nt
Organism: Colletotrichum destructivum
Lineage: Eukaryota; Fungi; Ascomycota; Sordariomycetes; Glomerellales; Glomerellaceae
Exons: 4
Coding region: 1-1326 (441 amino acids)
Source: RefSeq, a predicted model, not a curated record
AUGAACGCCAUCGACACCCUAUCCUUGGUCGCCAACGGUGCCGGGAUCGUCGGUCUCGCCGACGUGGUCCUCAAGAGAAGUACGGAGCUCUACGACCUAUACAGCCGGUGCAAGGGCGCAUCCGAGUCCAGGACCCGGCUGCUGGCUGAGAUCCAGGGCUCCGCCGACAUCGCCGAAGGUCACUGUCUCGCCGAGAUCAUGUCGAUCCUGGGCCGCUUCAACCAGGAGUUUGACGUCCUGGGCCGGCUGGUGACGAGCGCUCGGGUCUCGGCCGGGGACGGCUUGGUUGCCCGAGUGACGAGAAGCCUCAGGUGGACCAUGAACGAGCCGGCCGUCGCGCAGGCUUGCGGCCAGCUGCAUAGCCUGACGGCAUCCUUGACUGCCGCCCUUGCAGUCGCUGGAGGAUACAACGGCAUUGUCAUACACCGUGAGAUCACGCAGACGAGGACCCAGGUGAUGGCGCAGCUGGCGCAGACGACCCAGAGCUGGCGAGAAGAGAUACAGACGCUGCUUCUUGUGCCGGGGCCGACGAGCGUUGAGGGGCGUCGACGGCCAUCCCCCGCACAUCCCGGCAUCAUACACCGAAAGAAGAAGAGGUCCCGUGGGAAAACGAGAUAUCACGUAACCAUCACUAACUCGACCGGGCCCUUGCCAGCCGGCCCGACAACAACCCAAGAAGCCCUUCUGGAAACGGAGUUUCGCGUGGCUCGACGGGAGCUGAUCCGGCUGCUCGAGCGCGAGAACGGCACCGUCGCGAUGAUGGCGCCCGUCGAGGAGGACUUGACGGUGUCCCUGGUCCACAUGAAGGACUCGCUGCUGGAAGCCAUCGGAAGCAGCGUUGGUUUGAUCAUCCCCGACCACGUCGCCACAUUUGUCGCUGGCAUCCUGGAUGAAGUCCUUGUUCAGGCUCAUCUGUCGUCGGCAAACCGGCUGAGGAACCGUUCCCGGGGCCCGACACAGGCCUCUGCACUCACGGGCGGGCUUCCGGGUCCGGGGAAAGUUGUAAAAACGUUAUUUGGCUCCGAACGUCUUGGGCCGUGGAUGAGCACCUUCGUCUUCGAAAAGCCCGACGACUCGUACUCUAAAACACCUGUCCCUCGAUCCGCCGCGGAGACCGGCGAUAUGUGGUGCCUUGUGCAGGAGAUGACGAGACAGACGUCUGCAGGGCCCAUCCGCGCCACGCUGAUCCAGGGCGGCAACAGGCUCGUCUCCAAGAUACUUUACUUCAACAUUACCUUCCAUCCGCGCAACGGGGGAUGCGGGCGCUGCGUCACGCUGGAAUUCGGGUCCCUCUGGUCGUGGAUCAUCACCGUUGUCUCCGAAUAG